AUGGUAGAUACGGCGUCGGACAGAACUGAGAUUCUCGAGAAUCCGAUUACCCGUACUCCGAUUCUCUCGUUUUCUUCUCCGACGAGCCUCGAUUCCAUCAACGACGAUGACGUCUUCCGUACUCCUCCCGAGAACGCAUAUCUCUCCUCUGCAACCGCCGAUUCGGAAUCCAGACUUAGGUUUCCGGAAAUGAAACCUGAUUCGAAAUUGCAAUCUCCGUCUUCUAAAACCGAGACGACGAUGCCUUUUUCUUCUUCUCCGUCUUCUCUUCUGACGGAAAAUGCUAGGGUUCUGGAGACGAAUCGUCUUUCUGGUUCUCCGUCUUCUGUCCCGGCUGGUAAUGUUAGGGUUCGGGGAAAGAAUUCGGAUAUCGAUUCUCCUUCUCUGUCUUCGAAGCUCUUCUUCGUUGAGAAUCUCAAACAGUGUGGCCUCAAAUUCCCUAAAUGA
This is a messenger RNA of Microthlaspi erraticum, 447 nucleotides long. The record is from the annotation of a GenBank genome assembly. NCBI's taxonomy places the organism in Eukaryota, Viridiplantae, Streptophyta, Magnoliopsida, Brassicales, Brassicaceae.